This is a messenger RNA of Mercenaria mercenaria, 2766 nucleotides long. RefSeq lists its product as uncharacterized. The transcript is spliced from 2 exons. Gene Ontology annotation, biological process: positive regulation of DNA-templated transcription. Gene Ontology annotation, molecular function: ubiquitin-protein transferase activity. The coding region runs from base 395 to 2122 and encodes 575 amino acids. Gene Ontology annotation, cellular component: nucleoplasm; chromatin. The record is from RefSeq and is a predicted model, not a curated record. Lineage: Eukaryota; Metazoa; Mollusca; Bivalvia; Venerida; Veneridae.
CUACAUUAGCUUAUCCCUUACUUCGUCGCCAACCUUUUGGAUGAAACCAAGUAUUGAGUGUACAAUGAACUGACUUAAGGUUAUGAUUAGCUUCAAAAUAGGUUUAAUCAUGAGUGCACAUACAAUGCGUGCGUAUUUUCAAUGUGGGAAAAUUCGUUUGUAAUCUUUGUAUUGUGUGUCAUAAAAACCGAGGUGAUCACAUUAAUUGUUUACAACAGACAAGGAAGUUUUUCAUCUGUUGAAAAUAUUGUUUGAGAAUUACAAGCAAUCAAGGAGAGUAAAUGUAAUAAGAUGAAAGGUAUGUGUAUAUUCUUUAGACAUCAUUAAAGAAAAUUUACAAAAUAACUGUAAACUUGAAACGGAAGUACGAUACCAUUUGUUCAGCCGCAACAAAAUGGCAACUAGAGGGAGUAUAAACGAAGACAUUCUAACUGAUAAAACUUUUGAUCUACUAUGUAGAGUUUGUAAACGUAAAGGAAAAUAUCAAGAAGCAGAAAAAUACUGUGUAGAAUGCCAAGAUUAUUAUUGUUUAAGUUGUGUAAAAGUUCACGAGGACAUUCCAUCUCUUACCGGGCACAAGAUUAUUGGCGGAGGUCAGUUUCAAUCAGGAUCUGUCCAGAUGUCUGGAUCCAGUAAGAUUCUAUCACAGGCACCAGCCGAGAGAUGUGACAGACACACAUAUCACUAUAUAGAUAUGUACUGCCAAAACCAUGACGUGGUUGGAUGUGGCACGUGUAUGGCUGUAGCUCAUAGGCUAUGCAAGGACGUUUUCUACAUACCAGAGUUUCUCCAGACCAACACAAGCAUUACGUCUACAAGUGAACUUAAGCAGACACUAGAAUCCGUUUCAAAGAUCCUAACAGAGUGCUGCGAAAACUUCAGUCGAGAAAAACAAAAGCUGUUGAAAAGGAAAAUAACAAUUAUUGAAAAUGUCAAACAAUGCAGAAAAGAAAUCAAUGAAAGACUAGAUGAAUUAGAGAAAAACACUACAGCCGAUAUAGAAGAUGAGUACAAUUCCCUAAUAGAUGAGAUAGACAAAGAAAUGAAAUUACUUAAAACAAACAGGGUCAGUGUGAAUGCAUUUCAAGAUAAGCUAGCAUCUUCUGGCAACACUCAAUCACAAAUCUUUGUUUAUAUGAAAAAAGGGGAACAUGCUGCUAAAAUUGUUGAAGAAAACAAACCCCAAAUUCAUGCAGCAGACGAUGAUUUUGAAGUUGAUCAGAGAAUUUCUACUGUAUUAAAAGAAAUAAAUGUCUUAGGCAAGGUCACUCAGAGGAAGAGUGGGAAUGCUGAAGAUACAGGUACAGGAGAUGACCAACAGGACGAAGCUUUGCCUCAGGUAAAAAGCAGCAAGAAAUAUUGUGUUCAAGUUCAAUCAGAUGAAGAAGAAUGUUAUAUUGUCAGUGCCUGUACUCUGGAUGAUGGAACGAUACUACUGUCUGAUCGCAGCAACUUCAAGCUGAAGCGUUUUGACAGUUCCACAUAUACAGUCAUAGACUACUGUGAUCUGCCUGGAGAACAAUGGCAAGUUUGUUCCAUCAAUAAACACCAAGCUGCUGUAUGUUUGCCAGGCCAGCAAGAAGUUCACUUCAUUUCACUAUCAAACAGAAUGACAUUAACAAACAAGAUAACAACUGACUUUGACUGUUAUGGUUUAGCAUAUGCUGAUGGCAAUCUGUACAUUUCAGGCGAAACAUCAAUUUAUAUAUACAGUGUAUCAGGAAGAAAGCUUAAGAAGCUCAGUAUGAACCAAUCAGGACAAGAACUGUUCUCUUUCAUCAGGAGUCUAGCUGUCAGUGAGGAUGGUUCAAAAGUUUAUGUUACUGACUGUUACAAUGGACUGGUUAUACUGAACAAUCAUGAAAACAUUGUUGAGAAAUUUGAUGGCGACCAGUUAGAUGGUGCCUUUGACAGUUACCUUACAGGAAGAGGAAGUCUUCUUGUGUGUGGUAGUGGUUCUAACAAUGUGCUGCAGUUUGGACGUGAUGGUAAAUUGAUAGGUGAGAUUGCCAAAUCUGAUGAUGAAGAUACCGAUUAUCAGGCCAUUUGUUGCAAUCAGCAAAUGUCAAAGAUGAUUAUAGGCAGGGACGAUGAUGAAAUUGAAGUUUAUAACAUAAUGUAGUAACUAUGAGACAUCAUUCUGAAGAAGUGAAUGACGACAUUAUAAAGACUUUACUGACAUAAGCCAAUUAUGAGUACAAAUACAGGGACCUGACACUGUUGAAUACUAGUUAUAAAGAUAAAAAUGUAUUUCAUAUUGGGAUUGCCAUGUACAUGUAUUGCAUGUGCAUUAACAUGUAUACCGUUAUAUCAGUUCACUGUACAAAAAUGAAAAUAAACUUGUAUUUUUGUUAUUUUAAAUUUUACGUUUUGCAGAACAGAACCUUAACAGUUAACAAAAAAUGUAUGUAUUUGGCAAAACCAAUGAGCUAAAUACAUAGUCAAAUGAAAAGAGAUAACUUUAUAAUUCAAGUUGUAGAGAUAAAAUAAAAUGGAUUUUUGAUUUUUGGUUUGAGAUUUAUUUCCGUUGAUUAAAGCAACCAUGAAAUUUAGUCUGCCACCAAUAUUGAUGGUCUUACAAUUACUUUCAUUCUUGGGGCGGGCCGUUUGUUCUCCAUGAUGAUUUGGUAAAAAACAUUAUUCUGAAAUCAUUCGUCCUCCACCUCUGAAUCAUGCCGGGAAGUUGGCAUUACUUGCGGAAAACAUGUUUGUACUUGUGAAGAAUCCAGGAACACUGAUUAGGCUAACUGCCCGCCAUUACAUAAG